This is a messenger RNA of Boeremia exigua, 1524 nucleotides long. RefSeq lists its product as uncharacterized. The record is from RefSeq and is a predicted model, not a curated record. The transcript is spliced from 2 exons. Bases 59 to 1357 code for a protein of 432 amino acids. NCBI's taxonomy places the organism in Eukaryota, Fungi, Ascomycota, Dothideomycetes, Pleosporales, Didymellaceae.
GUUCUAGGGGCAGUGUUUGCGUUUCGCACUUUGCUUUCUCUAGCUAGAAGAGACGUCAAUGGCCUUGAUGUCCAAAAUUGAGGAAGGGCCCGCUCUGCCGCUCUGCGGCUCCCCUGUCACUCCACUUUCGAGCAACAACGUCCCCUUGAACGUCCGGAUCGGGCGUCUUUCUGGAUCAUCGAGAACUGCAUUUGUGAGCAUGCAUUUGGGUGCAUGGCUUCUAGUCACAUUGGGUUCGGCUGUGCAGGCCACGGCUUUACAAAGAGAUGGGAAACUUCAGGCGAGGGAAAAUGAGAACGUACACAUCACGACCGGUGAACCAGCGACAGAUCGGACCAUCUUCGUUGUGCUGUCGUUACUCUUUACCGUAAUACUGUCGUUCCUUCUUGGAUCUCGGAUACAUCGACUGAAACGAACCAUCCGUUCGCGACGAAACCUUACAGGGUUGUUUCUGCUGGGUACAUACAUUGUUGUUAUAUGCUACAUUGUCGUAGCAGCAGCACUAGUCGCAGGACAAGGGCUCUACACGUAUGAGCUCUGUUCAGCUGGCACUUGGGUAUGCCUGAUGUUCUACAUCACGGCUAAAGGCUUCGUCUAUCUCUUCCUCUGCGAGCGCGUCCACAUUGUCCGAGCACCCUUUGUAUGCCGCAGCAAGGACAAGAUAUACCUGGCUUGUGUCAUCCCCGCGAUGAUGGUAUUCUCGGCUAUCUCCAUCAACUGUCUCUUCCAGCGCAUCACCACCAUGUACGACUCAGACGGUCGCUGCCACUUCGGCAUCGGUAUCACCGCCUCGAUCCCCGGGUCCGUCAUCAACUUCGUCACCAACUUCUUCCUCACCGGCGUCUUCAUCUACCUGCUACGACCCAUCGUCAAAACGAGUGGAGGGGGCUCCAUUUCAGCAGCACUCUCGCAUGACAGCAAGAAGAACCAGCCAGUGAUCCACGACGAGUCGGCCGUACAGAAGAAUAUCAGGAGUCUGUUGUGGAAGAGCAUUCUGGGCGCAGUACUGACUGAGAUCCCUGUUGUGGCAAACAUGAUUCAGUUCAUCAUCACGGGUGGUGCAGAGCUGGGCAUGAUGUGUCUUACCUUCUGCAUGAUCGAUGUCUUCUGGGACUGUCUUGUACUACACUGGCUGACGUUCAGUACGUCUUCGGCGGCCGAGAAGGAUUUGAUGCGCUCUACGACGCACGCGAGUUCGCAGUUUGGGCUCGCGGCAGAUCGGCGAGAGGAGAGUGUGCCGCCGUCGAGAAGUUGUAGUCAGAGGGAACUUUUGGGAGUGCAGAGGCCCAAUGCGUCAGAGUCUGCGUUUGUGGCUGCGCCGGACCUCGAAGUCGCUGUGCAGACGAAAGUUCCAUAGUCAUUGCUACGACAUAGCAUCGUACAAAUUCAAAGGCCAGCACCGAAGUGACAACUCUCCCGCGUGAAUCCCCUUCUACCACCUUGAUUUCGUCUGCUUGAAGUUUGUCUACCGAAUGGCCUUCACGACCUCGGGUGGCAAUGACGUGCAUCAAGCACGUGACCUCG